This is a messenger RNA of Fomitopsis serialis, 943 nucleotides long. RefSeq lists its product as uncharacterized. NCBI's taxonomy places the organism in Eukaryota, Fungi, Basidiomycota, Agaricomycetes, Polyporales, Fomitopsidaceae. The record is from RefSeq and is a predicted model, not a curated record. Bases 195 to 851 code for a protein of 218 amino acids. The transcript has 4 exons.
ACCCCGUCGCCCGUUCAAUCUGACUUGCGGGUCGUCCGGCGCAUCGUACGGUUGAUAACGUGGCAGACGAGUGCCACUUCACUGACCCAGUUCGGCCACAGGACCCCGUCACCCGUUCAAUCCAACUUGCGCCUCGUCUGGAGCCUCGACCAGUUGAUAACGCGGUAGACGAGAGCACGUCAGCAGCGCACCAAAUGCCGCCGCCAAGCCCGUACGAUGUACGCUCGCGGUACACGUUCUGCAAGCGUAUACGGCAACACAAGCCCUUCCGAGUGCAGGAUUCCCCUGUCGCUACACUCACCAUCUCCCCACGUCACUCGCCUGAUGACCGUCCGUCGUGUGUUUGCCGGUCGAGGUCACGUCCCGUCAAGUCUUAUUGCGAUCGCAAAAGUGCAGUCGCGACAGCCAAACUCCUCGCGCCCCUGAUCCUCCGCUGGCUGGAACGUGUCCCGUCGUGUCUUCAACCGAUCACUAUGCUGGACAACGUAGCUCCAUGUCUUGUCCACGCAGAGGAUCGCGCCGUGGACGUCACUCGCGGAUCGCCGAAAACGCAUGGCAGGGCUUGCAGGCGUCGCCGACGGUCGGUCCGCUGGAAGGCGAUCUGUCGUGUCUUUGCAGGUCCGGUUGCGUUUGAAGAUUGCACCACAAGACUUCCGCGCGCGUCGCCUGCACACUCGUCAAGGAUAGUGUUGAUCGCACGUCGUCACGGACCAGCUCGCCGGACGGCGAUGUGUCGUGUCUUCGACGGUCGGGUGGCAUUUCAACCGAGGGGACGCAGUGAGGAGACGGCGGUGACGAGUAGGGCUACGGACGACGAGACGUUCAUGGUUGAGGUUGCAGUAGUGCUUUGAAGAGUGCACCACGAGCGAACUGCCCCACGCGUCAUCUGCACACAAAGGAAGGCGUCGACCGCACGUCGUCGCGGGCCAGUUCGCCGGACGGC